This is a messenger RNA of Lotus japonicus, 1784 nucleotides long. Its product is annotated as protein trichome birefringence-like 6. Gene Ontology annotation, molecular function: O-acetyltransferase activity. The coding region runs from base 128 to 1639 and encodes 503 amino acids. Gene Ontology annotation, cellular component: Golgi apparatus. The record is from RefSeq and is a predicted model, not a curated record. NCBI's taxonomy places the organism in Eukaryota, Viridiplantae, Streptophyta, Magnoliopsida, Fabales, Fabaceae. The transcript is spliced from 5 exons.
CAAUUGAUUACUCAUUAAUAUUUCUAUCAAGAAGUUCCAUUAUCAAUUCGUGAAUGGACCAUGAUGCUUGUUAACUACAACCUUUGACUUAACUUAACUUGUUGUGUUACUACUCAUUCAUUCAUCAAUGGAGAGGCAGAGAAGUUUCUCCUUCAAACCCACCAGGCUUAUGCUCUUCUCAUUCACCAUCUUCUCUUCUUUCCUCUUCCUUUCCACCUUCACAAUCUGGCUUUCCAAGUCCACUUCUUCACUUCACCACCACCACCACACUCCCCUUCACUUCAACUCUUCUUCUUCUUCUGAUGGUGACACAGUUGGUGAUAAUUUUCAGUCCUUGACUGGCUUCACCCAAAACUUCACUGUAACUGCUGUCAGAAUCCCAACUCUGAUUGAUAACCGUCUUGCUAGGACCCAGAAGAGCCUCUCCGGAUUCAAAUCUGAAGCUUCAGGCCACCAUGCUGAUGCUGCUACUGCUGCUGCUAAUGCAACUCUGAAUUUCACCUCAAUGCAAGAUUCUGGAACUUCACCUGGAGAGAGAUUCAGCGAAGAACAGAAGAAAGUAGAAGCAGCUAGUUUGUUUGAGAAAACCCAGGUUCCAGUUUUGAAUAAGGCUGAGAAGGAGACAGUGAAAGGGUGUGAUUUAGCAAAUGGGUAUUGGGUCUUUGAUGAAAGCUAUCCUCUUUAUGCUAGAGAUUCAUGCCCUUUCAUAGAUGAGGGGUUUGACUGUGAGGGAAAUGGAAGAUUGGAUAGAAACUACUCUAAGUGGAGAUGGCAGCCCAGAGAAUGUGACCUUCCAAGGUUCAAUGCAACAAAAAUGUUGGAAAUGAUAAGAGGGAAAAGGCUAGUUUUUGUGGGUGAUUCGAUUAAUAGGAACCAAUGGGAGUCAAUGCUGUGCAUGUUAUUUGGUGCUGUUAAAGAUCCAAAGAGAGUGUAUGAGGCGCGUGGACGAAAAAUUACUAAGGAGAAGGGGAAUUAUAGUUUCAGGUUUCUGGAUUAUCAAUGCACAGUUGAAUACUAUGUCAGUCAUUUCUUAGUUCAUGAAAGCAAGGCAAGAGUAGGGCAGAAACGAAGACCGACGUUGCGAAUUGAUGCCAUUGAUCACGGUUCAUCAAGAUGGAGAGGAGCUGAUAUUUUGGUUUUCAAUACUGCACAUUGGUGGUCACAUCACAAAACCCAAGCUGGGGUUUAUUACUAUCAAGAAGGAAAUCUUGUUCAUCCCCGGCUAAACGUUUCAACAGCUAUGCGGAAAGCUUUGACGACUUGGGCUUCAUGGGUGGACAAACGCAUAAAUCCUAGAAAAACCCAAGUUUUCUUUCGAAGUUCUGCACCAUCUCAUUUCAGGGGAGGUAAUUGGAAUUCAGGAGGACAUUGUACUGAGGCCACUCAUCCUCUUAAUGAAACCUUAAGCAGCACUUACCCUGAGAAGAAUAUAAUCAUUGAGGAGAUAGUAAAGCAGAUGAAAACUCCUGUGACAUUGUUGAAUAUAACUAAUUUGUCAGAAUAUAGGAUAGAUGGUCACCCAUCCAUUUAUGGGAGAAAAACUCAAUCCUCAAAGAUUCAAGAUUGUAGUCAUUGGUGUCUUCCAGGGGUGCCAGAUACAUGGAAUGAGCUGUUAUAUUCUCAUUUACAAAGUAGAUGAGAUUGAACUGCUCAAAUUGAUGUGCACUACAUUUGUCUGCAACAUGUAUACACAUGGGUUUUGAAAUCUUCCUCUCCUUACUGUAUUUAACUUAAUUUGUUGUACUUCAAUUCUUUUUACCAUAAUGCAAUUGCAGUUAUUCCAA